ACAUAUACUUUAAAAUACGUUAGUAUAUUGCACUUGCAGCACUUGCUUACAGUUGAAAAUUUAGUCUUUGGUAUUGCACAGUUUCAUUGCAUUGCCUUUUGGUAUAUAAAGAUGAAGAUGAAAUUGGUUAGAGCUUAUUUAAAGAAAAAAUCUGUAGGAGUAAUUGAAACCAGGACAAGUGAUUCUAAAAUUAUAAUUGAUGACAUUGGUGUAGAACUAAUUGUUAUUUUCUCUGGAUCCAUGAAAGCUGAUGUUGAUAAAAGGAAAGAAAUUCAUCAGAAAUUAAUAAAUAAAACUGAUUCUAUACAGCCGGGACGCCAAGAAAAUGAGUAUUGUGAGCCUACUUUUACAAAAGAUGUACAAAGAGAAGUGUUUGAUGAAUUAGACAUUCAAUAUUUUGUCUGUGAGUAUAAUCAUAGUGAAGCUCUCAUAAGUUUAGCUAUUGACUAUAAUAUGCCAUUAUUAACCAAUAAUUUUGAGUAUUGUCUAUUUGGAGUUACAUGCAUUGUACCAAAUUCAAUUGUGUUUGAUGACAACGGCAUUAGAUGCACUGUGUACAAACCGAACCGAAAACUAUUCCCUUUCUCAAUAGAAAUGAUGUCUAUUUUGUUAGCAAUAUCUGAUGAAGAUAGUUCAUACUACCAACACAUCCCUGGAAUACUUAAAUGCCACGAGAAAUUAACUUUUGUUUCUGCACAGCAUUGGAUCCGCAAGCAAAAUAAAAAAAGUGCUAUUAAUACACUCACUAAAUAUUUAAAACCAACAGAUAAGCAAGAACUACUUGAAACCAUUUCCUAUAUGGAGAAACUAUUCAAGCAUAGUAGUUGCUUAGUUGACAGUUUAUAUUGCAAUCGUCACUCCUUUCAUCCAACAUGGAUUGAUACCACUAACACAAAGUGGUUUGAAACAGCUGUGGCGACGGGUCUGAUAGCUAUUCCCUACAUAAAUUUAAAAAAUAAUAACAGUUUUUCCGGUUCUUGGCUAAUUGUUGAUAAGAAUAGAGAUGAUGCAAUGUUAGUUGCAUUAGAUCUAGUUUUCUAUGCAUUGGGGCUGUUGACCAAUUCUACAGAUUUGAAAAUUUCUUUCAUUGGUCGUAAAUUUUCUUUGAGUAUCAAUUGGGAUAUAGAAAAGAAAUUACCAUCUCGUAGAGCAUUGCUUAUGUUUAGGAGCAACAGUGAUUUAAACUCUGCUGAACUUUUCAGGGUUAUAAUUCAUGAGUUAAUGAAUGGAUUUGACUUUGUAACCUUAGACAGUAUUUCAAGAGACUGCCACAUGAUUAUAAUUGCUCUUGUUUACUACAGUCGUAAGAACAAAGAUUUUCAAAACGGUGUUUAUAGUAUACUGCUAUCGUAUUUCAUGUUGGGACCAAUUGGUAAACAAGUAGGUAUGUUAAAGAAAAGCAAUUUUGCGGUGACGCAUAAUACAGGUGAUAAAACAAAGGACCGAUACGUGAUGGUUGCGAACGCUUUUAUCGAUUUGUUUUACCUAAACGAGUCAAGUUUAAAAACUAUUUUUAAUCGUAACAUUUUGCAUAAUAUCGCUGAAUUUGAACAUUGUUUGCAACAUGUUAAUUUCUUGAAUAAAUUGUGCGGUGAAGUAACGAUGUGUACAAUGUAUCACAAAGCUGUAAAUGCUACAUUCGUUCAUAAUCUAUAUUAUACAUUAACAAAAGAGAAGAACCCGUUGGAGUAUUUGAAGAGCCGCAUCAAUUGUGAAUCAAUCUAUUUGGAGUAUGAAAAUUUGAUAAGGGUUUUUGAGAAAUGUCUUCAUUCGGUCAAGUAGUAACACAAUCCACUCUUGAGAUAGAAGUUUAUUUCAUUUCAUUAUAGUUUUUUUAUAUAUUUUUCGAAUCGAAAUAAAAGUAUUUUUAUUCAUCUGUUAUAUGUGUUGUAAUUUGGCGUGCAUUUACCGCUUAUAUUAGGACGAAAUAUCAUGAAAUCGACACUAAAUUGAUAUGAUAACGUACAGUAUACAACUAAAUAAGUUUAAAAGAUUAUAGUUUUUAUUUUACAUAUUAAACAUGUGGAUUUUAUUUAAAUUAUCUUAAUAAUAUGUUCCAAUGUGAGGCUAGAGAAAGACAGGGUUUUUUAAUUGAUAAUGUAUUUAAUGAAUUUUAAUAGAAUAUGAAUUGUAAAUGAAUUGUUCCAUAUCCAGUAUAUGGAUUUUUAAGACGCUAAUAAGGAGAUUGGAGCGUUUUAUUCUUCGGUUUAAGGUAAAAGACCAAGUGAAAAGCAAUGUUCUACGAAGCCCAGGACAUUAUUAACAGACGUAAAACAUUUAAAAUUAAAGUCAAAUUGGGCUGGUCUGCGAUGGCAGAUGGUUCAAAAAUUACGCUACUUUGAAUGGCAGUGGGAAGAAAAAUGCGAGGAUCUCUUUUCUGGUGGGCAGAAGAGUGCGGGAAAAUAUUGGUAUUUCUAAGGAUCUAGUAUUAAAUAUAUAGUAAGUGGGUUAUUGAAGGAUAGGCAUCGUUUUACGUAAUUAGAAGCCGUCUGUGGCUUGGUAUAACCAGGAAUCGUUCUAGGGCUUCCGAGUUUAAUCCUUAUGAGUAUGUGUAGGAGUCCUUACAUGAAUAAAUUACGAUGUUUAAUGUUUAAAGAACUUUAUUUCUCAUUACAAAAAAAUACAUGAGAAACUUAUUAUUAAUAUGUAUAUACGAGCGAAUACACGUCGCCAUAAGCCAACUCGAUUUUAGUCAACUAUGUUCACUCUAACAUGCAUCUUUACUGCCUUUUUGAAUUUGUCAAACGUACCAAUAUUGCAAAUUUUAUAUGGUAAUUGAUUAAAUAAUUGCACAUCAUCAUACCAAAUAGGUAAAGUUUAAGGGUUUACCUUGGUAUAUUAUUGAUUAUUACAAACUACUCUAAGUAAGUCUAAUUAUAUAAAGUUUCAUGUAGUUAUUUAAUUCAAAGCACUGAAAACAGAAAUAUUUAAUUUACGUUUGGAUAUAUUUUAAGCUAGUGUAUGUGUGUUUAAAUGGUC
This is a messenger RNA of Pieris rapae (cabbage white), 2979 nucleotides long. RefSeq lists its product as uncharacterized. The transcript is spliced from 3 exons. The record is from RefSeq and is a predicted model, not a curated record. The coding region runs from base 112 to 1782 and encodes 556 amino acids. Lineage: Eukaryota; Metazoa; Arthropoda; Insecta; Lepidoptera; Pieridae.